AUGUCUUGUGCAAUGACUGUCGACGCGACUUUGAAAUCGAAUCUGAAUAUACAGAUACAUAUAUAUACGAUGGACUUGUUUAGUCAUUUGAAUUGGUAUAGAGGAACAAGGGAUGAUGGCGCACCCCUCAAGUGUAUACCGCCAGGCAAGCUUAUUGCGGUGACAGAUACAUUGGAGGCCGAAGGCUCAUUCAUUAUACAUGAUGUAUUGCAAUCGAUUAGUAAGCGUGAUGAUAUGGCAACUUGCUUGCUCGGUCUACAUCAGAGUCUGUUUCACUAUCAUAGUGUUGGCAGGAAGCUCGGCUACAACCUGACGAACGAGCAUCAGAAGGGCCGCUUCUCAUUCAUCAAUGCACUGCACAACUCAUACUCGUGGAUCGAUCGCUUGCAGGCUGAGGCGUUGGAGGAGGCCGGCAUCGACGAGGCCGGUCCACUCGACAACAUAUCCAAGGGCUUUCAGCCAUUCCCCACGAGCACCAUAUCGAAGCAUCAAGGCUCAGUCAGUCAGUUCCUCAACGAUGUGUUCAACGCCUUUGUCAAUGAUCAUCAGGCAAGAGUGGCAAAGAUGGCAUCAACUGGCAGUGGCGGUAACAUGCAGACAUUGUUCAUCAUUGACAACUUGAACCUUUUGAGCAGCUUUGGUGGCUGUCGCGAUCUGGACUUGUUGCACUUCUUGCAGACCCUGCACACAUAUGUCGGCGAACAGGGUGAUUGCAGUGUACUGUUGCUCUUCCAUUCAGACUGCAACGUUGACGACACAUUCUUCAAGUUGCUUCAAUACGAGGCUGACCUUACGAUAAACAUUGGUGGUCUCAAGUCUGGUUACUCAAAGGAUAUAGAUGGACAGAUUGAGUUCCUUCAAAAGAUGGAUGAUAAUACAUUGCAUAGAUUGAGUCCUAUACUCUAUCAGGUGUUGGACAACAAUAUUAGGUACUUUGCCAUGGGUUCUAGGAUAUAG
Messenger RNA from Acytostelium subglobosum LB1, 957 nucleotides. RefSeq lists its product as hypothetical. The record is from RefSeq and is a predicted model, not a curated record. The coding region runs from base 1 to 957 and encodes 318 amino acids. Gene Ontology annotation, cellular component: elongator holoenzyme complex. The transcript is spliced from 3 exons. Gene Ontology annotation, biological process: tRNA wobble uridine modification. Lineage: Eukaryota; Evosea; Eumycetozoa; Acytosteliales; Acytosteliaceae.